UUUUUCCUGGACGGCGAAGACUGGAAAACGCAGAGGCGUUUCACGCUGCGCCACCUGCGAGAUUUUGGCUUUGGCAAGCAGAGCAUGGACCACUACAUCCACGGCGAGAUCGACAUCCUGUUCGCCGUCUUCCGCGACCUGAUGGCCAAGCACCCUGAGCAGAAGGAAACGGGCCACGAUUUCCUGAAAGUGCUGCCCGCGGUGGCCAUCAACACGCUGUGGUACAUUAUUGCAGGCGAGAUUCACGGCCUGGAAAACGAGCAUUUCAUCCGGCUGACGAGGCUGGUGCUCAAGUUCUUCCGACUCGGUGACCAGACCUCGCCAGUGCCCAUCUACAGACUUCUCCAGCACAUCCCUGUCAUCAACAACAAUUUCAAGCAGCAGGAGAAGUGCGGGGAGGAAAUCAUGACGUUCAUUCAGGAGGCAGUGGUGCGACAUGUGGAGACGUUUAACGAAAACGACAUGAGAGAUUUCAUGGACGUUUACAUUAGGGAAAUGAAAAAAGACACCGACGGCUCAUUUUCAGAAAACCAACUUAUUUCGAUCUGCAUGGACCUGUUUCUGGCCGGAACAGAAACGACUGCCAGUACUACCACAUUCACUCUCAGAUACCUAAUCAAAUACCCUGAAAUCCAAGAGAAAGUGCGAAACGAGAUUUACCAGGUCGUCGGCAAAGAUCGCCUGCCUUCGACUGAGGACAUGCCCAAUCUUCACUACUGCAUGGCUGUGCUGACAGAGUCCAUGCGUCACUCAGGAGUGACACCGUCCACGCCGCCAAAGUCGACAGUCAAGGAUGUAAACUUCCAAGGGUACAACAUUCCUAAGGGUUGUAUGAUGUUGGUCAACCUCAGAAGCGUGAACAUGGACGAAAAACACCUGGGAGACCCUGAGACUUUCCGCCCAGAAAGAUUUAUCGGGCCUGACGGAAAAUUCCACAAGGAUGAAAAGCUGAUGCUGUUUGGCUCAGGCACGAGAAUGUGUCUUGGAGAGCCGUUUGCCAAGAACACAACUUUCAUUUUCUACACGUCAAUCGUGCAGAAUUUCAAACUGGAAGUAGCACCAUAUGGGCCAAAACCAUCCGAGGUCAUUUUGGACGGAUUCACCACUGCGCCCGAACCGUUCAAGAUGACAAUGACUGCUUUAAAUUAAACUUACAGGUUCAAUAUGACUAAAUAUAUAUUUUAAUGGCACUCUAAGCGUAUAAUUUGAUUGUUUUAUAGGAACUGUGUUUUAAGCAUUUUUUGUGUGACAUAUUUUAUCCAAAUGUGAGAUCGAUAAAAAAUAAAAAGGUUUACAUAAAAGAAGUA
Molecule: messenger RNA, 1307 nt
Organism: Cloeon dipterum
Lineage: Eukaryota; Metazoa; Arthropoda; Insecta; Ephemeroptera; Baetidae
Product: methyl farnesoate epoxidase-like
Exons: 6
Coding region: 85-1149 (354 amino acids)
Biological process (GO): xenobiotic metabolic process
Cellular component (GO): intracellular membrane-bounded organelle; cytoplasm
Molecular function (GO): heme binding; oxidoreductase activity, acting on paired donors, with incorporation or reduction of molecular oxygen, reduced flavin or flavoprotein as one donor, and incorporation of one atom of oxygen; iron ion binding
Source: RefSeq, a predicted model, not a curated record